Messenger RNA from Cheilinus undulatus (humphead wrasse), 2656 nucleotides. RefSeq names its product syndecan binding protein (syntenin) 2 (gene sdcbp2). Gene Ontology annotation, molecular function: protein binding. The transcript has 9 exons. Gene Ontology annotation, cellular component: cytoplasm; plasma membrane. The coding region runs from base 168 to 1076 and encodes 302 amino acids. NCBI's taxonomy places the organism in Eukaryota, Metazoa, Chordata, Actinopteri, Labriformes, Labridae. The record is from RefSeq and is a predicted model, not a curated record.
GGAAGCUAGCGGUGAGAUCACUUUCCAGAAGUCCCCCUUCUGUGCCGUCUCCACGACGAAGAGCUAGAGCGACGAAGACAGUUAAAAAAAACACAAAAAUUAAGGAGUUAGCUGCUGUCUGAUAUUCCGAAGCGUCUGAGCUGAUUUGACCACAAACACAUUAAAGGAUGUCCCUGUAUCCAUCCCUCGAGGACCUCAAGGUCGACAAGGUCAUGAAGGCCCAGGCCCAGUAUGCCCACACUGCUACCACAAUGCCAGCCAUCUCUGAGGGAACCUACCAGCCUCAGCCCGUAGCUGCUGUGAUGCCAUCAUCAAGCUUGUACCCAAACCUGGAGGAGCUGGGUGACUACAUGGGUUUGUCUCUCAACAGUGAUGAAGUCCAGAGGAACCUAGCCCUAGUACCUGUGGCUGACAAUCAAGUGGCAAUGCCCGCCAGCUCUGGUUAUGGCGGGAUGAUUCGACCAGUGACAGGGGCAGACGUGGGCAUUCGGAGGGCAGAGAUCCGCCCCGGGUUGAGGGAGAUUAUCCUCUGUAAGGACCAGGAUGGAAAAGUGGGACUGCGGCUCAGAGCCAUAGACAAUGGUGUAUUUAUCCAGCUGGUGCAGGCCAACUCCCCUGCGGCCCUGGCUGGCCUGCGUUUUGGUGACCAGGUUCUUCAGAUUAACGGACAGAACUGUGCCGGCUGGAGUGUGGACAAGGCCCACAAGGCUUUGAAGGCUGCUGCUGAGACUCGCAUUGAGCUGGUGGUCAGAGACAGGCCAUUUCAGCGCACCGUCACCAUGCACAAAGACAGCUCUGGCCAUGUGGGUUUUAUCUACAAAUCUGGUAAAAUCACAUCCCUGGUCAAGGAUGGCUCUGCUGCCCGCAAUGGUCUGCUGACUGAACAUUACAUCUGUGAAAUCAACGGGCAAAAUGUUAUCGGACUCAAGGACUCUCAGAUCAAGGACAUUCUGACCACCUCUCCAACCGCCAUGACCAUCACCAUCAUGCCCAAGUUUAUCUACGAGCACAUGAUUAAGAGGAUGUCCACUGGUCUGCUGCGAUCAGCCAUGGAUCACUCUGUCCCUGAGGUGUGAAGACGAGGAGGAGGACUGUAAACUGUCAGGAUGUCUACAAUGCAGAGAUUUAUAUCUCUCUCUCUUCAUCUCAAUCUAUCUCUUUCUCUCUUGUCUUUACUCGAAUCUCUCUCUCUCGACUCUCUCUAUCUCCAUACCAAACCACCUCCUGCAUCACAAUCUUCUGCUUCAUUUUUCUCAUCUGUAACAUAACUCGUAAGAUGCCUUUUUUUCUAUUCUUUAUUUUGUUUCGAUAUAUUCUUUACCUUUUCUACAUUUCCUUAUCUUUGUCGACAUGCCCAGUACUUUUUAUGUUAACCUCAUAUGCUUAGUAUUACACGUUUACUUUUGUUUUGUAAGUGAGAUCAAGGACAGUACAAAAUGUUUUUUAAGCCAUGCACACUAUCAUGAGUCCAGUGCUUCCUCCUCAUUGUGGAGAUGAAUCAUUGACAUGUGACUUUUCAUCUUGUGAAAAACUGAAGAAGCCAACCGUCAAGUUGUCAGAUACGGCUGUGCUCCCUGUCCCUGCACUCAGCCCCUAACGUAUGUACAUAAAGAAAAAAAUGCUGACUUGUUUUAAGAUAACAGUGUACAGUUGUUUUUACAGGGCCAGUAAAACUAAUUCAUUUUAGCGUAGUUGUUUUUAGUUUAUACCAUAUGUUUGUGUAAAACAGUGUUGUUUUGGGCAAAAAUUAAUAAUGAUAAUAAUUUUUGUCUUUUUUGUUGAUCCCUAACAUUGAUGGUCCCUGGAUUAGGACAUAAAAAUAAGUGUUUCAGCUUCUCAAGAGAUGGUGAUUGAUCACUGAACCCCACUUUCCUGUCUCUGUGGGCAAAUGUCUUGAUGAGACUGAUAUGUUGGAUUUGUAGGUACAGUCCCGGGGGAGUGUAGGGAAAAGGGCAGCGGUAGUUUGUUUCCUUAUGCAGCUGGGAUCAAAUCCUGUCCACAAACAGUGUUAAAGCUGUGAGACAGAGGGUCAAUUAAGCAGGACCACAGUGCAGUAGGAAUAAGCAGUUCAGUCUUAUAUUUGUCAGAUAUGGUCUUGUAUUUCAGAUAAAUUUUGAGGGAAUUGUUGGCAUUUCUUUGGACAGGAUAUGUGCUGGACACACCCACUAAGUGCACUUUCCACUACCUUUGAAAGGGUUGUCUUUCCUGUUUCCAUUUCAACAGCAAGUUCAAAAUGUUUCUUUUUUUUAAUGAUUAUUGUGUUUGUGGUGCCUCAUGUUAACGAGAGAACUCAUGAAAACAAACAUGUUAGCUUUAGGAAUCUAUAAAAAAUUUGAUGCUGAAAAUCCUGUGCUCAAAUUUAAAUUUAACAUCAUGGGUUGAACCAAUCAACUGUCUCUCCUCUGCAAAAUGUUAUCUUCUGUAAUAUUCCUUCCUAUACUGAGGGGGCGCACUGAAAGCAGAGCUUCUGCUUCUUAUGUAAAGUUGCUCCUUUUUAUGCUGUUCAUGUUUGGAUGCAUGUAUUCCUUUAAUUUUUUAGGUAUGCAAUCUGAUAACAUUCACUGUCAUUCUGUAAGAAAAUGCUAGAAAAAUCUAAAAGUUUAUAUACGAUUGUGACCAAGAUAAUAUUGUAAAACAAAUAAACAGUCUCUCUGUU